AUGGCUUCAGGGAAUCGGCUAUCGCGCGAGGAAAAAGGGAAAGAUAUAGCUACUUCGCCAAGCCCGGCUAGGGAUGCGGACGGGGGUCCGUUGGAGGAUUUCGACAUAAUCCAUCGUGAUGCUCUGCGGGAUACGGAGAACAUGAGCCUUUCCCAGCGCCUUCUGGUCGCUGAUGCCCAUAGACAGUUUCGCGAAGAAAUCGAAGAAAACGUUGAGGACGAGGAUAGAGAGGCGAGUGGUUCUGAAGCGCCUAGCCUUGUCGUAAGACCUAGGAGACGGGCUCGUCGGAGGGGUCGUAUCGACCAGUCAGGCCGUCUCCCUGCUCCGAGAAGUGUUCCGUUCUACGAAGUAGACUGUCGUCCUGUGAUAUAUCACCCUGGUGGGAUUUUUGAAGAACUACCUUCGCUGCCUCCCGAAGCGUUACGCGACCCGCGAGUUCAAUCGUGGGGGAACGUUUUCAGUUCCUGUUCUUCCAACGAGACCGUGAAGAGAUUGCUAAGAGAGAGUGGUGGCGCUGGAGUCACCUUCCUCAUUCCGUCAACCGAUCAGCGGCCGUGGUCGCCACCGGUUGGUUACCAGUGCGUGUAUGAAUCUUACUUCAAGGAUCAGACGAAGCUCUGGUUCCCAAUCCCCAGACUGAUCACGUCUUACGCAUUUCGUCGGGAUAUUGCCAUUUCUCAGCUGCUGAACGGGUCGCUGCGCAUAGCCGUCAUGUUGAUGGUUAUGGCAGCGGAGAUGGAUGUUUCGAUGAGCGUGAGGGUGUUUGAGGAGCUGACUUUCACGAAGGCGGAGCCUAACGGGAUCUUCUCGGUAAAGAUGAGAGCGAGUUACAACGUUUUGACUGGUCAUCCCAACAAGACGCAGGAUUGGCAACGCGCUUACUUCUUCAUUAAGUCCGACGAGCAUGCCUUCGAGGAGCCGCCGGGGGACGAUUAUCGCGUUUUAUGGAAUCAGCAACUUGUUCGUCAUCCCAAUACAAUUGCUUAUCCAGAGAAAUUCUUCGAAACUGCUCAACUGAUCGCGACGCACAGUCAUCUCAGGUGGCCGGAUCUUAGUCGGGAGUGGAUACGUCGGCAACAAGCUAGGAUCGCCAGAGUUGAUUGGGAAUCGAGACUUCCUUGUGUACUCGGUCCCCGCAAAUCACGUCUCUCCCUAUUUACUCGGAAGCAACAAAAACUCCUUAACCAAGCUAGAAAGAUGGAGGGAGUUCCCGACUUAAGUGCCCUGUUGAAAGGGAAGCUUCAAAUGCUCUCGACGAAAUCGUCUUCUGCCGGUGCCUCAGAAGUCAGGCCUGUUUCCACAGAUGGAGAUGUGAACCCUGAGCCGCCAGCUCAGAGUUCCCCAAAGAGGAAGGCCAAUAGGGCCAAGGCCAAGAACAGGAGUGUCCCUUUGGAAGAGGCACAACCUUCUGCCGAUGUCUCUGAAGUCGCGGCUAAGAAGAAGAAGAAAAAGGAGAGCAAGAAAAGGUCUCGUGAAGAGACUUCUGUUGGGGCUAUGGAGACUCCAACUGCCGCAGGGAAUGAUGGUGCGGAAAGAAACGAUCCGGCCGAUUCUACUCGGGGAUCGCCUGAGGAGCGUCCCAAGAAGAAACUGAAGAAGAAGUCAGCGGAUGGCGAUGGGACUUCUGCUCCCGAGAUUCCUUCUAGAAGUGGGGAACCAGCUACUGAAGUCGGAGAUGGCUCACGGGAUGAAUCUCCGUCGAGUAAGGGAGCCCCUUCGUCUUCUGCGAGGGAGACUGGUGCGGGAAGCGGAGGUUCGCUUCCGCGGAAGGCGGGAGGAGGAAUUCACUUCCCGGAUCACGUAGAAUUCCUUUACGACGAGGCGACUCCGUUGGUUCUGAAUCCACUUCCGUGUGCUGAACUGACUCGUCAGAUUCGUGGCGGGACCAAAGAGUUGCCGCCGGUCGACGACUUAUACUUCAAAAGGGAGUACAUUGACGCGGCUAUGGCGGGCAGACGGAGUGACGGGAGCAUGAACUAUCUCGUGGAGAAGUACGACAGCACUUUGAAGCAGACGAUGGUCCAGCUGGGCGCCUCGGAUAAACUCGCACGGACCAGAUUGGGCGUGAUCGAGAGGUUACGCGCCGAGAACAAAAAGGCCAGCGACAAAGCGGCCAAAGAGAAAGAGGUCCUCCGAGUUAAGUUCGAGGAGUUGGAAGACAAGCUGAAGUCUGACCGUCUUGCGAAGAAGGACGCUCUCCGCGAGAAAACUCGCUUAGAGCGAUUGGUCGCUUCCCUUGAGAAGGAGAAGGCUGAGCUCGAGGGAGAGAGGGACGCUGUCGUCGGAACGCUGGUCAAAGAGAGGCAACGCCUGAGGGAUUCCAGGGUUCAGGAGGUUACCCGCGAGAGGAUCAAGGUCCAAACGGCUAUGGCGGACAAGUCUACUCGCUGUAUCGGUAAGAUGAAGGGCUAUCUGGAUCGCCUUAUCGCGCGAGAGAAGGCCAAGAACUUAUAUGGGCAGGCUUCAGGAACCAAAAAAUGCCUUGAGAUGAUUAAAGAUAGCGGGAUCGCGAUUCCGCCGAGUAUGAUCAACAUCUUCUCGGAGCAGGAGAAGAUGUAUGAGGCUGAAGUCGCCAAUCUUUACCUCGAGCCGUUCUCUGAGGAUGAUUAUGCUCUCUCUCCUCUCAGCCUCCCUUCUCGAUUUGUGAAUGAAGAGCUCAUGGGGGUACUCGACCCGUAUGGAUCAAAUGUUGGUCUGAUUGGCCACGAAUCAGCCUCCCAGUUGAUCACUUCCCGCGAGGCGACUGAAGAUCCAGUCGAUGAGCCGAUGGUAGACAUUACUUCUGCUUUGUCGGAGCGUAUCGUCGUUCCCGAAGGAACUACCAUCGAAGAGCGUCCCGACGGGAGCGAUCCCGAGGAGACCGGGGAAGCGAUUCAAACGGAUACGGGGGAUGUAGCCGCUGAAGAUCCGGUCUUGGUUUCUUCAUCUGAGGAGCGGGAAGAGGACGGAGUGGGCGUGGAGGAGAACGGGUCAUCGCCGGCGCUUGUUGAAGAGAUGGUCCCGAACCUGCCAGUUCCAGACCCUUCUGCUCAGGUUGAAGGCCUUGGCGAUCAAGUCGUUGAAGAAGAAACGAUCGAAGCGCUUGACCCGAGUAGGGAUGACCAAGACGUCGUCGUCUGAUCUUGUUGUAUGCUAUAUUUAGGAUGUUUUCAUCGGUGGUCUUGAUAGACCUUGUUGUUGUACUUUAAAACUCUUUCUACUUUGUGUUUCUUGUCAGUAUUUGCAACCCUUAAGCGAUUUUACUUAUCUGUUGUGUUUUGAAACAUCAGAUUUUCAUAUUCUUAAUUUUUGCAAAUAGACAAGUGAUGAACCGGUAAUUGGUUUUACUCGGCUGUCAUCAUGUUUCGUUUUGGAGUUGUCCAAAAGUCGAUAACAAAGAAUUGAGUAUAAGAGUGAAAGGUCCUUCUGUCCGUUUCCUCAGUGACAAUUAAGCAACCGGGUAGCUAGGCCGUUACAUUUUAGUCGAGAAAAGGCAAAGAUUCACUCUGUUUAGUCGGUUCAAUGCUUAGGCAUAGGUGAACCGUGACUGUUAAGGUCCUGGAGCCAAGUGUCUGAUCAGGACAUAGCUGCGAGCAAAGGAGUGUGAGUGUCCGCGUAUCCUCUGCUGGAGGCACGGGAACCACGAUGUGAAAGUCAUUGUUUAUUCAAUUGAGACCUAGGUAAGGUUUUGACUUUGUUUUUGUUACAGCUGGACCUGUUAAGGCUGCCUACGUACCUCGGUUGAGGAUCAAGCCAUUCGUAGUUCGUUUUUCCCGAGUAAAAGUGACUGUGAGUGGCGCAUUUACUCGGUCGAGUAGAAGUGACUACGGGGGUGCAUCUACUCUGUUUUUUUUUUGUUACAGCUGGACC
This is a messenger RNA of Brassica napus (rape), 3849 nucleotides long. RefSeq lists its product as uncharacterized. The record is from RefSeq and is a predicted model, not a curated record. Lineage: Eukaryota; Viridiplantae; Streptophyta; Magnoliopsida; Brassicales; Brassicaceae. The transcript is spliced from 4 exons. Bases 1 to 3120 code for a protein of 1039 amino acids.